AUUAUUGGAUUCAUAUAUAAAACUCGUUUUCGCGUCACUGAAAAAUCAAAACAUGGAACUUUUUAACGAUUGUAUUGCAGUUGGAAUAGAUUUAAUUCUACUGGGGUUUUGUGUUCGCGAGUAUGUGCAUUGCAAACGAGCUUCCCACAUGUUAAGGUCGGCACCACAAUAUAAAAUCGAUGAAAAGUUGAAAACCCUAGUAGAACGGCAGCCUGGCAAGAAGAUUCCUUAUGCUGUGAUUCGGGGAACAGUAAUCUCCAUUGGAGAUCCCCUCCAGAGUUCGCCCAGUGUAAGUGGUGUCCUCCAGAUUGUAAAGCUUCAUGAGCACAGGAUAAUCCGGGGAAUCACUGGCUUAUGGAAAGAUCAUCACCAGUUACUCCAUGAGUCCACCAACGAAAUGCCUUUUGAGUUGCGCAACCAAGAGCAUAGCGUACAGAUUGUAGAUACUUUGAGGGCAUCUUUUUUGGACGUGGAUACGGUCUAUGAUAACUUUGAACCUUCCUCCCUUUCGGUUUUGGACUAUAUAUAUGGUUUCUUCUCCGGGGCUCGCCAAAAGGGAUUUCAAACCACCGAGGUGGUCUUAGGGAAAGGAAGCUUUCUCACCGCCAUUGGAGAAUUGGAAAUGGAUGGUGAUACUCUGCUCAUGAAGCCAUCACAACAAGGACCUAUUCUCCUAACCACCGCCACCAAAUCCACACUCAUCAAGAGAUUGGAAGAUGCCAAUAGGUCCAUUAUACUUAAGCUGCUUGUGUGCAGUACAAUUUCUGUUAUCCUCAUAGCUUUUGUUUCAAGGAAGAUUUACAGGAUGAUAAAAAUUAAAGCAGAGGAGGUCACAAUUAGCAAUCGACUGAGAACCGAGCGAAGGAGGAAUCUUCCAGAUAACUUAUCCAAGGAUCAGAUCUGCGUGGUGUGUUCUACCAACCCCAAAGAGAUAAUUUUACUUCCAUGUGGUCAUGUAUGUCUCUGCGAGGACUGCGCCCAAAAAAUCUCAAAGUCCUGUCCUGUGUGUCGUGGUAAAAUCGCCUCUAAGGCAGCCGCCUUUAUCACCUAGAACCCAUCAAAAUGACGAAUUUUCCUUUAUAUGAUCCCAUUCAAUUUAUUAAAAUGACCAUCG
Drosophila suzukii is the source of this 1114-nucleotide messenger RNA. Lineage: Eukaryota; Metazoa; Arthropoda; Insecta; Diptera; Drosophilidae. The record is from RefSeq and is a predicted model, not a curated record.